ACUUCAAAAGGCCAUACAUUAAUGUACGGAAGUGCCAUUGUACGCAUGCGACAGCGAAUCUCAGGUAAACAAUAUGGCGAGCAUAAAUUACAGGUGUUAGCCUAAUUCAUAGAAUACGUUAAGUUCCGACGAGAGGCAAUACGCUGAAAAAUGGGGAAUAAGGUUAGUACGGUCGGGGAUGAUGUGAAGCGGCAGGGAGAGGGCUCGGGUGUUGACAGUCGGGCAGCCGAUGUUUAUAAAAUGGUAGACUUGAAAGGAGGCGGAGAUUUGGUAGAGAUGACAAAAAGAGCUCGCUGGACCAAAAAUUUCAAAGAAUUAGAUGACACAAUUCAAGAAAAAGUAAAGCCAUUUUUAUAUGACGGUGGGCGUGGAAAGAAAAUCCCAAUUACGGAAAUUAUAGAUCGAAGAAACAAAGCUCGGUCAAGUGCUAUCAAGUCUUCAUCAAAAGAUAAACAGAGAAAGGCUGGCGAAGCAUUAUUGGACAUGAAGUUCCAGGAUAGCGAAGGCAAUUAUCUUCAUAACAAACCAGAUGAGUCUGUUGAAGAUCGGAAGUUCCGUGAAUGUUGCUGGGACAUUGACCAGAGAGGCUCAGUAGGGGAGACCAUUCUACACUUGUGUCUCCUGAAUGCCACUGCCAUACACGCUGAUCUGGCCAAGCGGUUGAUUCAGGCAUUCCCCAAAAUGAUCAACGACAUCUACCUCGCGGAUGAAUACUUUGGGGAGAGCAUCCUACACAUAGCUAUUGUGAAUGAAGAUCCGGCCAUGGUGAAGUUCCUGCUGGACAAUGGAGCAGAUGUCCAGGAGAGAGCCUGCGGGAAUUUCUUCUGUCCAGACGAUCAGAAAAGUUCACGCAUGGACAGCUAUGACCAUGAAUGGGUGGAUGUUACAGAAAAAACAAACUAUGAAGGACACGUCUACUUUGGAGAGUAUCCCCUGUCCUUUGCGGCCUGUCUCGGACAGGAGGAAUGCGUUAGACUGCUCGUUGCCAAGGGAGCUAACCCUAACGUCCAGGACACUAACGGGAACACAGUGAUGCACAUGUUAGUGAUUCAUGAUAGGAAGGAGAGUGAAUUUGAUGGAGAGUAUGCUUCUAAAAAGAUUGAACUUGAUAACAGCCCAGCGGACAUGUUUAACCUGCUACUGGACCUGGGAGCCAGACUGGACAUCAAGAACAGACAGGGCCUAACACCACUGACACUGGCCGCAACACUGACCAGGAAAGAGAUGUAUGAGCACAUUUUGGAGAGGAUUCGUCAGGUGUGCUGGAUCUAUGGAAAUGUGACGUGUGCUGGUUACCCUCUGAAAGACAUUGACACAAUCUCUGAGACUGGCGACAUCAAUAGGAACUCAGCCUUAAACUUAGUUGUCUAUGGGACCGAGGAUGGGCAUCUUGACAUGAUGGACGGACUUAUCGUGGAACUUCUGAAAGACAAGUGGAAAACCUUUGUUGGACACAGGUUUUACAGAAGAUUUGCCAUCUUCUUUCUUUACUUCAUCCUGUUCAUGUUUGCAUUUAUCCUUCGUCCCGGAAGUGACUUAUGUCCCACUAAGACUGCCAGUACCGAUAACACGACAGUGACUCAGACUAGCGCAGUAACCACAGAGAGUGACGGCUGUUACCUCAUCAAAGCCUGCCGUACAGAGGAUAAAGUGAGGUUUGCUCUGGAGAUCUUGGUGUUGAUUGGAGCUAUAUGGUACAUCUUUAUCGCUAUGAAGGAGAUCUUCCACCAGGGUUUCAGGGUCUUCUUCACCACUCUUAAAGGUGCCCCGGCCAAGGCGAUGUUUCUGCUGUCUGACGUGUUGGUCGUGUUGAUGCUGCCGGGCCGAGCUCUCUGUCAACACGAGUAUGAGGACAUCAUUGCUGUGUUUGCCAUCCUCUUCACAGCUCCCUACUUCCUCUUCUUUUGCAGAGGCUUUAAGAUUGUGGGUCCUUUUGUUGUGAUGAUUUACAAAAUGAUUGCUGGAGAUUUACUAAGGUGGAUCAUCAUCUACCUGGUUUUCAUCAUUGGUUUCUCUCAAGCUUUUUAUAUUGCAUUUGUUAAUGGUACCUGUGAUCCCAGUUCAGAUCCCUGUGUUUUCUUGAGUCCCAUUGAGUCAAUCGUGGGGAUGUUUGCCAUGAAUGUCGGGGAAUUUGAGGACAUUUACGGCACUUUUGAUUCCUCCGAAUAUCCCACGGUGGUCAAAAUAAUCUUUAUGAUCUAUAUGAUCAUGGUAACUCUGCUGCUGGUUAACAUGUUAAUUGCGAUGAUGGGAAAUACAUAUCAGCUGAUUAAUGAGACACAGAAGGAAUGGUUCAGACAGUGGGCUAAAAUUGUUUUGGUGGUAGAGCAGAGUGUAACAACAGAAAUCAGACGAACACAGCGACAGAAAUAUUCUCAACCGAGCGCUGACGGGGACAGAAUGUUUAUUGUCAGAUGGCAUCAAACUCAAAAGGAGCAGGAAGAGAUGGCCCGGCAGAAGGAGGAGAUUUACCAGAAACAGAGGAAGGCUGCAGCAGAGAAGAGAAAGAACAUCUUCCGUAAGAUGUCCACACCCAAAGUGAUCGACACCAGAGAGGCGGAGGAAGGUCACAUCAACAUGUAAAGGGAUGGCAAUCCUAACUACUGAGGGCAGUCCUAACAUUGCCAAGAUAUGGAUGUCCAAUGGAAGCCACAUUACAAACUCGAUCUACAGGAGUUGUGCAUUAUUAUGAAAGAUUUUAUUUUUCCUGUGAAAAAUGUCUGUGUGCCCAAGUUUUGGUACAGAAAUCUUUUUAUAUUUCCCUAUUUCUAGUCAAUCAUUUUUUUAAAAAGUGACCGAUGAUUGUUUUUUGGCUGAAUAUUAUGUGUGCCUUAACACGCUAUUGUCCUAAUGUCACUUUGACCAUCACUCUGUUCAUCCUCAGGUGUCAGGGUCAGCUUAUUUGGUUACUUUAUUUAACCUUUGAAAAAUCUUCUAUACUGAAGUGACAGAUAUGCUGAUUGAUUAAAGUGAGUAUUACAUCCUCUCAGUGAAGUUGUGAAAAUCAUGUCCUCUUUUUUAAAUUAUUUUCAUUCCUGAGCAUCAUUGGGCCAAGCUUUAUGCAAUUUGAUGAUAACAUAAACCUAUAAAACUAUAAAAUACUGUACAGUGUAUUUAUCCUGAGAAAAUUUAUGAUACUCAGGUGAGUGUUUAGGCCCAUGAGCCUCAUGAUUUAUAGACUGUCCGUCCAUGUUACAUAUAACCAGUCAUAAUUUUAUUUGCCAUUUCCAUUCUCUAUGAAACCAUCUGGUAUCAAAAGCUACCUGCUUUUUUUCUUACAUAUACUGGUAAUUCAUAGUAUGAUUAUAUUUUUUAUAUGUAUUUGACAACCAUUUUUAUGAUUUAUAUAUUUUUUUCACAUACAUAUACUUCUAGUUUACUUAACGCUGAAAACUAUUUUUUAUAAUUUUAUUGAUACUGCAUUGCAUUUUGUCCAUGCUUUACUGUGAUAUUAUGAGAAAAAAAAUCUAUUUAUACAUACAUGUACAUACAGCUGUAUUUGUUUUUUGUGUGUUAUUUAAGAUUCUUCACAAAUAUUUUAUCUGCUGAAAACUAUGAUCAUUUGUUGUUUUAGAUGACCAAAUAUUGUUGUUAAUAUGAACAGGCCAUAUAUAUGCAUUGUCAAUAUUUUAUAACACAUUAAAUAUUGCAUUGCUAGCAAAA
Saccostrea cuccullata (small rock oyster) is the source of this 3663-nucleotide messenger RNA. RefSeq names its product transient receptor potential cation channel subfamily V member 5-like. The record is from RefSeq and is a predicted model, not a curated record. Gene Ontology annotation, cellular component: plasma membrane. Bases 151 to 2583 code for a protein of 810 amino acids. NCBI's taxonomy places the organism in Eukaryota, Metazoa, Mollusca, Bivalvia, Ostreida, Ostreidae. Gene Ontology annotation, biological process: calcium ion import across plasma membrane. Gene Ontology annotation, molecular function: protein binding; calcium channel activity. The transcript has 19 exons.